Messenger RNA from Periophthalmus magnuspinnatus, 1646 nucleotides. RefSeq names its product GINS complex subunit 4 (Sld5 homolog) (gene gins4). NCBI's taxonomy places the organism in Eukaryota, Metazoa, Chordata, Actinopteri, Gobiiformes, Gobiidae. The record is from RefSeq and is a predicted model, not a curated record. Bases 193 to 861 code for a protein of 222 amino acids. Gene Ontology annotation, biological process: DNA-templated DNA replication; double-strand break repair via break-induced replication. Gene Ontology annotation, cellular component: GINS complex. The transcript is spliced from 8 exons.
GACUCUGGGAAAAACAAAUUACUCACGUGUUUUGUCGCGAGAUUUGGGUCUGGCGCGAAUCAAGGAGGAACUGUAAAUACGGCGUUUGUAGGCUGUAGUUGAUAAAACACACACUGAAAUACUUAAAUGUUAUAAUCUUUGUCCGAGUUGUUCGAAACUUACUUUGGCGACAGUAUUUUAGGUUCGGGAAACAUGUCGGACGGUUUAUCUGAAGACGGCAGCGACAUCAACCAAGAAGAUGAGGACGUGAUGACUCCCGCGGAGCUCAUCGCAAAACUAGAAGAAGCCUGGCUCAAUGAGAAGUUUUCCCCGGAGCUCCUGGAGAACAAGUCCGAGGUGGUGGAGUGUGUGAUGGAGCAGCUGACGCACAUGGAAGCCAACUUGCAGCGUGUGAAGAAAGGAGACGCCAAAGCCAGCAUCCACCGCAUGGAGAUUGAUAGGAUUCGUUAUGUACUCAGCAGCUACUUGCGUUCUCGUUUGCAAAAGAUUGAAAAGUACUUUCCACAUGUCCUGGAGAAAGAAAAGUCUCGAGAAAUGGGUGAUGCAUCAUUGCUCUCACCGGAAGAGUUUGCCUUUGCUAAAGAAUACUAUGCCAAUACAGAGACAUAUCUGAAAGCAAUGGCACUAAAGCGUAUGCCCCCUAAUCUGCAGACAAUAGACAUGCUUAAAGCAGUCCCUGAGCCUUGUUUGGACUCCUUUGUGUUUUUGAGAGUAAAAGAGAGACAGGAAAACAUUUUGGUGGAACCUGAAACUGACGACCAGAGGGAAUAUGUUGUGGAUCUUGAAGAGGGCUCCCAACAUUUGAUGCGAUACCGAACCAUAGCCCCACUUGUCUCAACUGGAGCUGUGCAGUUAAUUUAGCUGCAGGGGUUCAUGGUUUUGAAGUCCAUGAGAUAGGAAAAGUCAUCUAUUUCUGAACCAUCAGUAAUAAUGAAGAAGGACAGGUCCCGUCACAGCUGACAGGAUUAUGUGCUACUGUGUGAGGCCAUGACAGCUGUGAUGACUGGGGUGCAAAAUGGCAGCUACUCUUAAAAUUAUGUUGACAGUUUAUGCUGAUGACCUGUAUAUUCAGCCUUAACUCUGCCCCCGUCUGGAUAACUGAGCGCUUGGCAACAUCGGACUCAUGAAUGUGCGCAUGUGGGGAUGUACAUUUUUCAUAUGUUUUGCUUAAUUGUAAUUGUAUUUUAUUUUUAAACAUAAAUUGUCCAUGUUGUAAUUAUUAUUCACAUUUGUCAGUUUGCUAAGUAGUUUCUCAUGGGAAAAGAUGUCUGGGCUAUAAUAAUUUGUAAUGGGAGCAUUAUAUAAGCAUUUUAAAGUGAGCUGUUUUUGUCUGUCUCAGAUUGAUGCAGAAUUUGGAACUAAUAUGGUCUGAAAAAAACUUGUUAUUCUGUUGCUAAAAUGCAUAAUUACAUGGUAAGUAGUGUACAUAGGACUGUGCAGACCAAAACACUUAUAAAAACAUUUCCAAAACAAUUAGAAUCAGGCAUAAUAUUAUUACUUGCAGGCACAUUUAACAGCUAGUGUACAAACAUUUGACAGAAACACUCAAAAGAAGUGUUUGUGUCUGUUGCAUGUUUCUAGUUUGCUGUUAUACUGUCUAAGCUAUUAAAGGUGCCCAUAAUCCAAAACCACUAUUUGUCAUUUAU